GACACCGUUACCUCAAGAAAUUCUCUAUUUCUCCAGCUCUGAGAGAGUAUUUUUCCUUCGAUUCUCCACCAAGGUAGACAUGGCUUCUGCACCAAAAAAGCCAAGACUUGGUAAUCAGAACUCCAAUUUGGAAAGUCCUCACUCUAAAGAAAAUGUACGUGCAGAUCUUCUAAAGGUUCUGACAGAGAUUGACAGCAAGAAAACCCUUGAGUUUGCAGUUGGUGCCAUCAGCUCUGAGCUCCCACCAAUUCCAGGCAUUACUAUCACAGGAUAUGGAAAAGURAGCUUGCCAGUUACAAAUACUACUGUUGAAGAUCUAAAAAAGAAUUUCCAGCAAGCACCUUAUGGUCUUGGAGAGGCUACUCUUAUCGAUAAGAACGUUAGAGAUUCCUUUCAGUUGGACCCAAAGAAGUUCAAAAUUACUAAUAAGAAGUUCACUGCUGGUGUUGGAAAGCUUGUGACAAAAAUCAAAGAAGACCUUGGAUGCACAGAUGUAAAYGUAACCUCCCAACUUUACAAACUUCUCCUUUAUGAGCCAGGAGGACACUUCAAGCCUCAUCGGGAUACCGAAAAGUUUCCUGGAAUGUUUGCCACCCUCAUCAUUCAGCUGCCAUCCGUCUUCUCAGGAGGUGAUUURGUWGUGAAGCAUAAUUCCAAAGAAAAGAGRAUCAAAUUCAGYUCCAAGGAGUCUGAAUUCUCAUGUUUCUACGCCKCUCACUACAGYGAUUGCGAACAUGAGUUAACAAAAAUCAAAUCUGGWUACCGCAUGGCUCUUGUGUAUUCCCUGUGCUGGGAUGGWAAUGGUGUGGUUCCUAGYCCUCCUGAUAUUCCAACCAAUAGACUUGCUGGCUUACUUCAGCACUUUGACAAAGCUGCCCCUAAUGGUAUCUUGGCUUGGGGACUUGAUCAUCAGUACUCUGAAAAYUCCUUCCUGAACAAGGGGGUUGAGGCUCUGAAAGGAGGYGACAAACUGACAUAUGCAAGUCUACAAGGUGCCAAUGCUCUUCUAGAYGAUGACAAGAAACUUGAUUUCUUGAUUGUUGGAGCUCAAAGAAAUGACAACAUGUCUGGUGAAUGUGAACGAGAGUGGGGAAGACGAGGCAGRAAAAAAAAUUGCUUUAUAAGACAUGAUUGUGAUACUGAUUAUGAAUAUGAUUUGAUUGAUGUGARUGGGGAGCAGUGGUCGAAAAAUGCUUUUGRCUUGGAAGUGGAYGAAGAUGUCUUGAAUGUCGGUGAAGACCCUGAUAAGUUCUGGGGGAAGUGUAUUGAGGGUGAGUGCAGCGGCCCGUCUGGAAAUGAAGGAGCAUACAAGACAAAUUGGUAUCGUCGUUAUGUCCUUCUCAUCUUUCCAAAAGGGAACGAUAUCAAAGUAGCAUUUUCUGGACGCUACACUAGCCAUGCUGUUGAUUACCUAGAAGGUGUACUCAAAAGCAAAGAUGCAACUUCCAAGUCUGUGAGAAAGAUAGCAAAUGACAUCAUUGAUCUCUUUACUGAUAAGAAAGAAUCUUUCCUAUGUUCUUACAGGGGUGGACAAAUCACUAUGCUAAAAAAUCUGUUAAAGAUAAAAGAUUUGGAGCUGAUAAAGAAAUACCUAUUGCUGUUAUCUGAACCAUGUAGCAGAAACGAAGGUGCUGYUGGAAUUCCAGAGGAUACAAUGGUCCCCAUACUGAAAGAGCUCAUUGAUUUAUUUGGAUGGAAAGACUUAGCUGAGGAUCUAACAAAGMUGAUUGAGUCAUGCCAACUUAAACAACUCAACAAUGUAGCUAAGUUCAUGGAACAGUGCCCUAAAGAUGUGCCAACAGAUCAGCUGAUGACUUCGUUAAUCCAGAAAGGUGUGAAAUCACUGUCAGAUACUGGAGAAAGCAAAGUCAGUACUGAUAAUGUCAAAGCAUUGGGGUCCUUCAUUGUAAGUCAUCCCAAAACCUGUUCACAGUUCAAGGAGGCAUACUUUAACUCACCUCAGUUGCAAAGUGUUCAAGUGCUAUGUCAGUUGAUGAAACCUCCAUCAUGGUAUAGCAAUGAAGAUAACAAUACUGAACUAAGGCAGAUGGUUAUUGAAAAGUUUUGUGAAAAGAUUCACCGCAUAGCACAAGAAGGUCAAGAAAUGUCCAGUCAAGACUCGAGUACCAUUGCUGAAGGCGUUAGACAUCUCCAUAGCCUGAAACAAGAACACCUGCUAACGAGAAUUGUCGAAGAUGUUAUACAAAUCCGCAGUGAAGACCUGCUGAACUCCAUAGCUUCUUCAUACGCUUUUUCAGCAGAUUCAUCAGARCCAGUCAAACGUCUUUUGAAAGCGCGCAUUGAUCAACUUCUCCCCAUUGUUCAAGCUGGCGAACCCAAGACAGAUUGGCGCCGACCGACCGCCGUAUUUCCAGGUCAUCCCCAGGUUGAAACAUUYAUGCGCGGUCCAGASAAAAYCUUCCACUACAARAAAUUUAACGCCAGGUGCCAAGCAGAGAGGUUUGAGAGGGAUAACUUCAGAGGGAAGAACAUUGCUGUGGUUAGUGUAAAUGGUAGUGGUCAUGGUACUAGUGUCCAAAUCACCAAGCUACCUGCUGCCGCUGACCGCAACAAUUAUGAUACGGCAAUGAGGAAGUAUACCAGAGCCCACGAACAGUUUACAAGUCUGAAAAGAAGACUUGGUUUGCCAUGAUGAUCAACACAUCAUAGUUCAUGUGACAUGCGCUAGUCAGCGGUAGUUGAAACACGGUUUGUCAACUUUUAAACUGUAACAGUAUUUGAUAGUUUCGUUUCCUGCUUUAUAAAACUGGUUUUUGUUAACUUUAUUUGCCAGUCAUGAAGAAUGUUCUCGAUUUAUCCGCAAGUUUUCUAGGUUGCUAAAUAUUAGCAGCUAUAACAAGUACAAUUUCACGGACACAGGCUCCAGUCCUGAAGAAAGUUGCUUGRUUUUAUAGACAAAAGUUUACUACAUCGCUAAGUUUUACCAGCUAUAGCAAAAACAGUUUCACGGACACAGAUUUCGAAUGCUGCUUUACUUCAAAAUUACUUAACCAUUGUAAAGAAAAGUUGCUUGAUUUUGAAGCUAGUGUACUAGUUUUGAUCAGUGUAUUUUCAGUUGUAGUUUUCCAUUAUAUAUCGCUGCUUAUGUAAACAUUCUCUUCCAGUUGUGGACGAUAUUUGAAGUUCGUUUAUAUCUAUAUAUUUCAAUAAACGUUAUGAUAUUGG
Molecule: messenger RNA, 3186 nt
Organism: Exaiptasia diaphana
Lineage: Eukaryota; Metazoa; Cnidaria; Anthozoa; Actiniaria; Aiptasiidae
Exons: 3
Coding region: 80-2653 (857 amino acids)
Source: RefSeq, a predicted model, not a curated record